AGCGUGAUGAAGAGUGCGCCGUCGCCUCUAUGGCAAGGCUCGCAACCCGUUCUCUACGUGGUGGCGUUGGCCUUUGCAGUCUUUGCUAACACGUUGUCGUGCGGGUUUGUCUGGGACGAUCGGGCCGCCAUUCUCACGAAUCGUGACAUUCGCUCGGACGACACGACCACCAUCGCCGAUCUUUUCCACCACGACUUUUGGGGCACGCCGAUCACGUCGCCGUCAAGCCACAAAAGCUUUCGCCCUAUCACGGUGCUGUCGUUUCGCCUCAACCAUGCUAUCGGCGCAUUCGACCCGUGGGGGUAUCACUUUGUCAACGUUUUGCUCCACGCUAUAACGUCGGCGCUGGUGGUGGUGGUCGGCCGUCGAGUCACAGCGUACCCGCGAGCGUCGCAACAGGUUCGAGCCCCUGUCUUAGCAGGUCUCGUCUUUGCCGUUCAUCCGAUUCACUGCGACUCUGUCGCAAGCGUUGUCGGGCGUGCCGACGUGCUGUGCACGUUGGUGUCGCUCGUUGCCGUGCUAGUGUACCAAAACGCAAUGGCUGGACAUACAAAGGCCAACUGGAUGUACUUUGGCACGGCAAUCAGCUUAAUUGUUCUCGCUACCAUGUGCAAAGAGUUGGGGGCGACGACCGUGGCGAUCUUGGUCGUGCUGGAGCUGUUGCAGCUCCGCCAGCAUCCCACGAUCGCGUACACGCCACCAUUUCGUUUGGGUCUCCUCGUCACGUUCGGGGUGUGCGCCAUUGCUGCGCGGGUGCUCCUGAACGGCCCGACGGUGCUGUACAAGUGGACUGAAAUGGAGAACGAUAUCUCACUGUUGCCGCUCGGGCUUCCGAAGGCGCUCACGAUUGCCCAUACACAUGCAUGGUACCUGUACAAAAUGGCAUGGCCCCAUUACCUGAGCUACGACUACGGGUUCAAAACAAUCCCGAUCAUUACGUCGGUGGCGGACCCUCGCAACUUGUUGACCAUCCUCGCGUACGGUUGCGUCACAGCCCUGGCCGUAGUGGCACUGCGGCAAUGGCGGUCGCGCCCGUCGGUCUUGGUCAUGGCAUCGUUUGCGAUCUUUCCUUUUGUACCUGCUGCAAACGUGCUCUUUCCAGUCGGCACGAUUGUCGCCGAGCGCUUGCUCUACUUUCCGAGUGUCGGUGUGAGUUUUCUCGUCGGAUUCACGCUGGAUAUGGCGAUCCAACGAGCCUCCCGGGUCCAGCACUUGGCAUUGCUCGGACUGGUUGCAGCGCUGCUGGUCGCUGCUGCCGCACGAACAAUCUCGCGCAACCUGGACUGGGCUGACGAAACUGCUCUGUUCGAGGCGUCGGUCAAGGUCGCGCCGUGGAGCACCAAAGUCCUGAGCAACCUGUCCAAGGUCCUCCUCAACUCGGACGCGCCGAGAGCGGCGGCGUACUUGGAACGGGCGCUGUACGUCCUGCCCCAGUAUCCCAUCGGCCACCUCAACCUGGGCCUGGCCUACGUCAACAUGGGCAAGCUCCUCCACUGCAUGGAUAGCUUGCUGAAGGCGAGCGAGAUCGAUCACUCCCUCGGGGCGUACUCGUACUUGGGCAAGUACAUGUAUGAGUUCCAUGCAUUGCACCAAAGGGACAAAGUCACAACGGAGGGACCGACGCACGCGUUGGUGACGUCGCAAAAGCUUCUCGACUUGGCCAUUUCACACAACUACAACCUACCCACGGUGUGGUUCACGCGGGGGCUCAUCGCGUUCUACGCCAACGAUUUCACGGGCGCCACCACGUUCUUUAAUCGAACGUUGCAAGAGAACCAUCGCGUUCGGCGGCGCGGCUACGACCUCGAGGAGCAAGUUGCGCCUUGCAGCGUGUACAACAUGUGGGCCCUGGCGGCGCAAAACGCGGGCGACAUGGCCAAGGCGGGCGAGAUUUUUGAAGCAGGUUUGAACGAAGGCGUGGCUUGCAUGGAGCUGUACAACAACGCAGGUGUGUGGCACAAAGAGCACGGCCACCUGGACAAGGCCGCCGAAUUGUACGCCACCGCGAUCGAGCUGUUCCCGGGACACGGGGCAUUGUUCACGAAUGCGGGCUUCCUCGCUGAAAGCAGAGGCAAUCGUCUCGACGCCAUAAACUAUUACCUCCACGCGCUCGAACUGGACCCGACCAACGCCCAAAUUCAAGCCAACUUUCAUAACCUCCAGGCCAAGUUGGCUGUCCCAGACGUCGAGUCGGAGCUUGCUCCGAUGCCGCUCGAGGCAUGGUGACAGUUCGCUUCACGCAUCCCCACGUGCCGAAGCGAUAACGAGUCCCUAUUGAGUUCGACGUCGCAGUUUGUCCAUCACAAAACUCCCUUCUUUGAUAUGAAAGACGCCGAAAGCAAACUGCCCGCAUCCUGUGGGUGCAAUCCAAUGCCCACCGCAACAAGUGC
This is a messenger RNA of Aphanomyces invadans, 2390 nucleotides long. RefSeq lists its product as hypothetical. The record is from RefSeq and is a predicted model, not a curated record. Gene Ontology annotation, cellular component: endoplasmic reticulum. Gene Ontology annotation, biological process: endoplasmic reticulum unfolded protein response; protein O-linked glycosylation via mannose. Gene Ontology annotation, molecular function: protein binding; mannosyltransferase activity. The transcript is spliced from 5 exons. The coding region runs from base 7 to 2226 and encodes 739 amino acids. Lineage: Eukaryota; Oomycota; Saprolegniomycetes; Saprolegniales; Verrucalvaceae.